Toxotes jaculatrix (banded archerfish) is the source of this 2793-nucleotide messenger RNA. It is a transcript of the gene usp30, whose product is annotated as ubiquitin specific peptidase 30. NCBI's taxonomy places the organism in Eukaryota, Metazoa, Chordata, Actinopteri, Toxotidae. Gene Ontology annotation, molecular function: cysteine-type deubiquitinase activity; cysteine-type endopeptidase activity. Gene Ontology annotation, biological process: protein deubiquitination. The record is from RefSeq and is a predicted model, not a curated record. The transcript has 13 exons. Bases 235 to 1686 code for a protein of 483 amino acids. Gene Ontology annotation, cellular component: nucleus; cytosol.
UGCACUGGGGCAGGAGUAAAAGCGGGUCACGACGCCGCCGCAUGUUAAACCCAAAGUGCAACAUGCGCAGACAGACACGGAAUCCGGUUUAACGUUACUGUUAUUAAACCUGCUGACGGACACGCGUAGCAAUGAGAUAUUUUCCAUGUGUUUCGAGAGAGCAGCUUGGAUAUUUCUUUAUGGAGGCGACAUAGUUCACCGAGGGCAGUCUGACCUCGGUGUUGUCGAAACAAGAUGAUUAAAAACUGGGGUGUCAUUGGUGGUAUAGCUGCUGCGAUUGCAGCUGGAGUAUAUGUUUUGUGGGGCCCAAUAACAGAGAGAAAGAAGAGAAAGAGAGGUAUGGUUCCUGGUCUGUUGAACUUGGGCAACACCUGCUUCCUGAACUCUUUGCUUCAGGGUUUGGCAGCCUGUCCGUCCUUCAUCAGGUGGCUGGAGAAGUUUUCAGGUUCGCCUACGAUCCAGUCAUGCAAAGACAACCAGCUGUCCUCAACACUGCUUCAGCUUCUCAAAGCUCUGUCCAGUGAUGAGCCUGGGGAGGAAGAUGUACUUGACGCUGGAUGCCUCCUGGAUGUUCUCAGACUGUACCGGUGGCACAUCAGUUCAUUUGAAGAGCAGGAUGCACACGAACUUUUUCACGUCCUUACAUCGUCUCUGGAGGAGGAACGGGACCGUCAGCCCAAAGUCACUCACUUAUUUGACAUGCAGUCCCUCGAGAGUCUUCCUGAUCAAGAUGAGAAAACUAUGACCUGCAGAAGUCGGGCCCCUCUUCAUCCAAUACCAAGUCCUUGGAAGUUUCAGCAUCCUUUUCAUGGUCGUUUAACGAGCAACAUGUCGUGCAAGCACUGUGAACAACAAAGUCCUGUGCGGUAUGACUCAUUUGAGAGCCUCUCCCUGUCCAUCCCUCUACCUCAGUGGGGUCGACCCAUCUCUCUAGAUCAGUGUCUUCAGCAUUUCAUUUCCUCAGAAACCAUCAAAGAAGUGGAGUGUGAAAACUGCACCAAGCUUCAACAAGAGAGCACAGUUAACGGGCAAGUCCUGGAAAGUCAGAGGACAACAUUUGUUAAGCAGCUAAAACUGGGAAAGCUCCCCCAGUGCCUCUGCAUCCAUUUACAAAGACUUACGUGGUCCAGUGAGGGAACCCCCAUCAAAAGACAGGAGCAUGUGCAGUUUACAGAGUAUCUGUCAAUGGACCGCUACAAACACAACGUUUCCACACACAGAAAUCAACGGCUCACAUGUGCUCCAAAGAAGACUGAACCUCCAAAGCCCAUGAAGACCGAAAAUUCAGAUGAUGUCAUUGAAAAGCCCACUCCCAAUGGCACUGAUGCAGAGCAUCAUAACAACAACAAACCUUUUUCCAAUGGAACCUGCUCAUCUUUAUUUCUUCACUCUCCCGGUGUGAACCCACAGCUCGGCCUCACGUAUGACUACGGUUCUCCAGAAUAUCUUUUCCAGCUAACGGCUGUACUGGUUCACCACGGUGACAUGCACUCAGGACAUUUUGUCACGUACCGCCGCAGCCCUUCCUCACCUCGCAGCUCUUCACCCUUCAGCUCCCAGUGGCUUUGGGUGUCGGACGACUCAGUACGAAAAGCCAGCCUGCACGAGGUGCUGUCUUCCAACGCUUACAUGCUCUUCUACGAGAGAGUCCGAAGACUGAACCUCGCCAUGCGCUCCGAGGAGUAACCAGAAGCUCACAACCUCAGAGCGCGACUGACUUCUGAUUUUCCAGUCAAACUGUCACAGCUGGAUGUGCCGGUUACCACAUGGUCACCAACAGGCGGAUUAUGACUUUGCGACAAUGAGACCAGACAGGAAAGCCAUCCCGGAGUUAUUGUAGGGAUACUUUUGCAUCAUGGAUCACAGCAACAUGAUAAAGAUCGUUGUAUGAUGUUUUCUGAGAUUAAUUCCAUGAGUGGACACUUUACCUGCUGCUCCGAUCCAGAGUAGGAUGCUCUUAAUCCCAAAGAUUAUGAACCUGCAGGAUUUUAGUCAAACAUCUUUGAUCAUGUAAACUACUUUUCUUUGACACGUGUAACAGUUGCUGUCAUAUAAAGGAGAAAAAAAACAAACAAACACACACCUGACAAUGUAGUGGAUUCUAAGGUAAUAGCGCUGCAAUACGAUGUUCAUGUGUGAAGUUUGUAGUGUUAUUUUUGUUGAGGCUGUCAGAGGUGUUGACUCAACAGAAGUAGCUGAUUAGGACUUCAUGGAGAUGUUACUUGUUACAUAUUAUGAAAAGUCAAAUAGGUAAUUUCUUAUCUCUGGUUCUCUAUUGUCUAAUCUAAUCUAAUUUGCCUAAUCAUUCCCAGCAGUGUACGUUAACUGUAAUGGAAAUAAUGUUUCAACUGAUACAGUUCAUAAGCUCUUGAAUUUGAUAUUUUUCUAUGUUUCCAAUAAUCCUUAACACUGUCAUGAUUUGCAGAGCUGCACAGUUGAGGUUAAAGUGCCAUGUUGUCUUUGAUGCUCGAGAUUUUUAACACAUGAAAACCAUGUCUGCUGCAACUGAACUGAUGUUUAAUGGAUUAAUAAUGGUCUGCUCUCAGUUACUAAAGCAUAACUGCAGGCCUUUGGGCCAGUUAUCCUGAAUAUUUGGAACUCUGUAACUGAUAACUGCCAUUUUGCUCCAACAAAACCAACUACAUCAAACUGAGAAAUGGCCUGGUGCAAAACCCCAUGUUAAUGUUUGCAAUUUGCACUAAUGUAUAUUCCCGUGAGGUUGUGUGUAUUUGUGUGCAAUCUGUAAAGGUGAUUGUUUUCAGGUAUUAAAAAAAUUAAACUAAUGUGCACUUU